Messenger RNA from Trypanosoma rangeli, 1326 nucleotides. Its product is annotated as membrane protein YIP1. Gene Ontology annotation, cellular component: trans-Golgi network. NCBI's taxonomy places the organism in Eukaryota, Euglenozoa, Kinetoplastea, Trypanosomatida, Trypanosomatidae. Gene Ontology annotation, biological process: vesicle fusion with Golgi apparatus; endoplasmic reticulum to Golgi vesicle-mediated transport. The coding region runs from base 1 to 1326 and encodes 441 amino acids. The transcript has a single exon. The record is from RefSeq and is a predicted model, not a curated record.
AUGCACCAUCCACAGUCCCAACUGCAUCACCACCAGGCCACGCAUCCUUCGGCACCACCGCCGCCGCCGCAGUAUGUACCGCUACAGUUUCAACAGCCACAGUUUCAGCAGCCGGAGCCAACUGUUUUUUUUUCUCAGCCCUACACAGACGGUGCUAGUGGCGGUGUCUACGUGGACCCUGCAGCAUCGCCGGCAGGAGUGCCGACUGGGUAUAACCCACAUUUCUCUAGCAACCACGUCUUUAGUGGCGAAGAGAACACUCCCAUAACGCAGGAGGUGCAGCAUGCCCAACAUGCGCAUGUUAUGUCGAUAGGCAUCGUGACCCCAACCAUCUCGAGGGGAGAGUCUUGUGUGUCUCCCAGGGCUUUUGGCAUAAGUUCGCCUUCAAAUAGUGCCAACACCAGUCCCUUGCUUAGGCAUCACCCUAACAGGAUGGUCGCGCCACCACCACCCAAACCAUUUUUGCAGCAGCCACCAUCGUCUUCAAUUACGAUGAUUGCAUCACCGGCGCCCGUCCCUCAUGAAAGUACACUACAUGCCACUCAGCCUUUUUACCACUCCCAGCCGUACCAGCAACAACCGUUCCAGCAGCAACAACCGUUCCAGCAGCAGCAACCGUUCCAGCAGCAGCAACCGUUCCAGCAGCAGCAACAACAACCGACAGCCGUUCCACCGAUCCAGCGACCACGUAGCGGAUUUAUGGCGUCAAUGUUAAAUGCUAUUUUGCCACACGAUGCGUUUGGAAGUAAUUUGACGCAGGGUUCUGUUCCACUGUAUCAGCAGCGCUUUGGCUACCCCGAGGAUGACCUCCCACUACUAGAGGAGUUAGGCAUUUUCCCGCAUCAGAUACGCUGUAAGGCUUUGGCGGUUUUAAACCCCUUUAAGCCUAUGGCACUGGAAGCCGUAGAAGACAUGGAUCUGGCUGGGCCCAUUGUCUUUGCUGUUGCUCUUGCCUUCUUGUUGUCCUUGCAGGGAAAGCUGCAGUUUAGCAGUAUUUACGGCCACUCCGUGUUUGGGAUUAUCUUUAUGAAGGUCCUCCUCUCUCUGAUGACGGACCACGGCGUUGCACUGCAGUUUGUUAUUAGUGCCAUGGGGUAUUGUCUUAUUCCCAACGUCAUUUUAGCUGUCUGCCAGUCCAUUGUAUACUUGCUAUUUGGCAAAGUAGGAAGGACGAUGCUGGCGCCGUCCAUGUUGAUUGUCUUUUGGUCUGCAUGGUGCGCCACGGCAAUGCUGGAGAGCGGGCUUUCCAUGGAAAAGCAGCGGUACCUCAUCAUGUAUCCCAUGUUCCUUUUCUACGCUGUGCUUGCGGCACUGACGAUAUUCUAA